Messenger RNA from Carassius carassius (crucian carp), 910 nucleotides. RefSeq lists its product as uncharacterized. The transcript has 4 exons. NCBI's taxonomy places the organism in Eukaryota, Metazoa, Chordata, Actinopteri, Cypriniformes, Cyprinidae. The record is from RefSeq and is a predicted model, not a curated record. Bases 38 to 910 code for a protein of 290 amino acids. Gene Ontology annotation, molecular function: calcium ion binding.
CUGUAACAACACUGUUGGGAGUCACAAUUGUUCGUGCAUGAGUGGAUAUAAUGUAACAGAUCCAAACUUCCCUAUAAACAGCAAUAACACAUGUGAAGAUAUAGAUGAAUGUCUGUUCAGUUCAUCUGUAUGUGGUCCAAAUGCCAACUGCACAAAUGAAAAGGGAAGUUACAAUUGCUCAUGUCUGGAUGGAUUUACUGCAUCAAACUCAAGUCUCCCCAUCAGCAACGAUAACACAUGUACAGCAGAACCACCAACACCAACUACCACAACCACUACGGCUGCAACACCUAAUACAACAAUCAUUACAUCUGCAACACCUAAUACAACAAUCAUUACAGCUGCAACACCUAAUACAACAGCCUCUACAACUGCAACACCUAAUACAACAAUCGUUACAGCUGCAACACCUACUACAACAAUCGUUACAACUGCAACACCUAAUACAACAAUCGUUACAGCUGCAACACCUAAUAUAACAAUCAUUACAGCUGCAACACCUAAUACAACAACCACUACAGCUGCGACACCUAAUAUGACAAUCAUUACAGCUGCAACACCUACUACAACAACCACUACAGCUGCAACACCUACUACAACAACCACUACAGCUGCAACACCUAAUACAACAAUCAUUACAGCUGCAACACCUACUACAACAACCACUACAGCUGCAACACCUAAUACAACAAUCAUUACAGCUGCAACACCUACUACAACAACCACUAAAGCUGCAACACCUAAUACAACAAUUAUUACAGCUGCAACACCUAAUACAACAACCACUACAGCUGCAACACCUACUACAACAACCACUACUACUACUACAAAAAAAGUUCCCAUCAUAACAGUGGGGAGUGUUGCUCAGCUCAUCUCUACAGAAUCCCCUACAGCUGCUCAAGAGUGUUAA